Orycteropus afer afer is the source of this 1724-nucleotide messenger RNA. It is a transcript of the gene SH3BP5L, whose product is annotated as SH3 binding domain protein 5 like. Gene Ontology annotation, biological process: negative regulation of protein tyrosine kinase activity; intracellular signal transduction. The record is from RefSeq and is a predicted model, not a curated record. Gene Ontology annotation, cellular component: cytoplasm. Gene Ontology annotation, molecular function: protein kinase inhibitor activity. NCBI's taxonomy places the organism in Eukaryota, Metazoa, Chordata, Mammalia, Tubulidentata, Orycteropodidae.
UGAUGUAUUUCCGCUUCCUCUCGGUCCUGUCGUCUUUGAUUGGACCAGGUUGUUGCGAGGAGGGAGGGGGAAGAUUGUUUGCAGCUGAGAAGCUCUGCUUACGGGAAGGUAAACUGAGCUCUGCAGAGACUCUCAUCCAGCCGCCUGUGCUCGGGCCUACCCUUCAGUCUCCAGCUGCCACCACAGCCUGGAGGCGCCUGCCUCUACCCUCCCGAAUGGUGCUCCUCCUCGUAGGCCUCGGCCCAGGAUCCAGACCCCCUUUGCCCCCUGCCUUGGAGCUGUUGCUCCGGAUCUCUCCUGGUGGACUCCCCAUUGGUGGGAGGGAAGGACUUUGGCCCAGACAAGGCCAUAUCUGUAGGAACCCUACUGACAGUUUGAAUUUCAGCCUAUACCAAGUGUGAGGUUCUUCCUGUGACCCCUUUUCUACCUUUUGACAAGAGAAACCUUUCUCCUUUGCUGUCCAGAGCCCAAGAAGUCCCAAGCUGGGGCCCUGGUCCCAGCAUGUCAGUCCUUUCUUGUGCAUAGGGCUCUGCCCUUUCCCAGUAAGCAUGGCUGAGUUCAGGCAGGUACCAGGUGGGCGGGAGACCCCACAGGGGGAGCUGCGACCUGAGGUGGUUGAGGAUGAAGUCCCUAGAAACCCAGUUGCAGAGGAGCCUGGAGGAGGAGGAAGCAACAGCAGUGAGACCAAAUUGUCCCCAAGAGAGGAGGAAGAACUGGAUCCUAGAAUACAGGAGGAGCUGGAACAUCUGAACCAGGCCAGUGAGGAGAUCAACCAAGUGGAGCUGCAGCUGGAUGAGGCCCGGACAACCUAUCGAAGGAUCCUGCAAGAGUCAGCGAGGAAACUCAAUACACAGGGCUCCCACUUGGGGAGUUGCAUCGAGAAGGCUCGGCCCUACUAUGAGGCGCGAAGGCUGGCUAAGGAGGCCCAGCAGGAGACCCAGAAGGCUGCACUGCGGUACGAGCGGGCUGUGAGCAUGCACAACGCUGCGCGGGAGAUGGUGUUUGUGGCUGAACAGGGCGUCAUGGCCGACAAGAACCGGCUGGACCCCACGUGGCAGGAGAUGCUCAACCAUGCCACCUGCAAGGUGAAUGAGGCAGAGGAGGAGCGCCUUCGUGGUGAGCGGGAACACCAGCGGGUGACGCGGCUGUGCCAGCAGGCAGAGGCUCGAGUCCAGGCCCUGCAGAAGACCCUCCGGCGGGCUAUCGGCAAGAGCCGCCCUUACUUUGAGCUCAAGGCCCAGUUCAGCCAGAUCCUGGAGGAACACAAGGCCAAGGUGACAGAGUUGGAGCAGCAGGUGGCCCAGGCCAAGACCCGCUACUCAGUUGCCCUGCGGAACCUGGAACAGAUCAGCGAGCAGAUUCAUGCCCGGCGUCGAGGCCUGCCUCCCCAUCCUCCAGGCCCACGUAGAUCCUCCCCUGUGGGGGCCGAGGCUGGGCCUGAGGGCGAAGAUGGGGACAGCGGGAUUGAGGGGGCUGAGGGUGGGGGGCUGGAGGAAGGGGGCAGCCUGGGGCCUGGCCCUGGCCCAGACACGGACACUCUGAGCCUGCUGAGCCUGCGCACUGUGGCAUCAGACCUGCAAAAGUGUGACUCAGUGGAGCACCUGCGAGGCCUCUCAGAUCAUGCAAGCCUGGAUGACCAGGAGCUGGGGCCCAGGAGUGGGGGCCGCCGGGGAAGCGAUGGUGGAGCCCGCGGGGGCCGCCACCAGCGCAGUGUCAGCCUGUAG